AUGGUGCAAGGCGUCGCGGCCUCGUCCUCCACAUCGACGCCUCGCCCCCGCAUCGCCCCCUCGUCCACACAACGCAAGCUAGCCGCGUCACUUUCUCGUCGUCGUGGCGUCGUGUCAUCGGCGCCACAUCGCCACUUCCCCGCCACGUCAACAGGUCGCCGCCUGCCGCAUCGAAGCCUCAUCGCUCUGUGUGCACUCAUGUCCCCACCUUCUUCCCGUCUCAUAUCAGUGCCUUCCCUCUCUCAUCCUUUCCUCUCCUCUCUCAUCCCCUCCUCCCCUCUCUCAUCCCUCCAUCUCCUCUCUCGUCUCGUCCUCCUCUCUCUCAUCCCUCCCUCUACUCUCAUCCCCUCCUCCCCUCUCUCAUCCCGUCCUCCCCUCUCUCAUCCCGUUCUCCCCUCUCUCAUCCCGUCCUCCCCUCUCUCAUCCCGUCCUCCCCUCGCUCAUCCCGUCCUCCCCUCUCUCAUCCCGUCCUCCCCUCUCUCAUCCCGUCCUCCCCUCUCUCAUCCCGUCCUCCCCUCUCUCAUCCCGUCCUCCUCUCUCCCCUCCCGUCCUCCCUUCUCACCUCCCGUCCUCCCAUCUCUCCUCCCGUCCUCCCCUCUCUCAUCCCGUCCUCCCCUCUCUCAUCCCGUCCUCCCCUCUCUCAUCCCGUCCUCCCCUCUCUCAUCCCGUCCUCCCCUCUCUCCUCCCGUCCUCCCCUCUCUCCUCCCGUCCUCCCGUCCUCCCCAGACUUGCGCGCGCAUCCAGCAGCGGGGGCGCGCGGGGGGAGGGCUUAGGCCCAUCGUCCCUUUAGCUGAUCCCCCCUCUCUCAACUCGUCCUCCCCUCUCUCCACCCUUCCACACCUCACUCAUCCCGUCCUCUCCUCUCUCGUCCCGUCCUCCUCUCUCUCAUUCUUUCCUGUCCCCUCUCACGGUCCCUUUCUCCCCUCUCUCAUCCCUUCCUCUCCUCUCUCCUCCCUUUCUUCCCUCUCUCAUCCCGUGAGAGAACUCUCUCAACCCGUCCCCCCCUCUCUCGUCUCGUCCCGUGAGGCACCUUUACGAACGGAGGGGAAGCUUGGGAAAACGAGUGCACAGCACAGCUGGGGGGGGAGGGAGUGUAUGAAUGCAAGAGAGUGA
Messenger RNA from Closterium sp. Yama58-4, 1113 nucleotides. Lineage: Eukaryota; Viridiplantae; Streptophyta; Zygnematophyceae; Desmidiales; Closteriaceae. The record is from the annotation of a GenBank genome assembly.